Molecule: messenger RNA, 1354 nt
Organism: Ornithorhynchus anatinus (platypus)
Lineage: Eukaryota; Metazoa; Chordata; Mammalia; Monotremata; Ornithorhynchidae
Gene: SMIM9
Product: small integral membrane protein 9
Exons: 4
Coding region: 766-1155 (129 amino acids)
Source: RefSeq, a predicted model, not a curated record
AGAGCCCAGGUCCUUCUGACUCCCAGGCCUGUGCUCUAUUCACUUAGCCAUGCUGCUUCUCGAUGGCACUUGGGGUCAUCCCAGGUCAUUUCCCUCUUUGCUCUCCUGGAAUCUGGCCUGAUUCUGCCAGGCAGUUUGUUGGUUAGGGUGGAGGCCACUGUGGGGGUGGGAGGCUGUCCAAGUAUCACUGGUGAGUGAUGCUGAAGUGGCACAGUCUGAAUCUGUCCCUCUGCCUUGGUCUGCACUCCUUUUCAUUCUCUUCCCUGGAGCCUUCAUAAGAGAAUAAAUAGCCAUCUGAGCCAGAGACAGGGGAUAGGAUCUGGUGCCGUCUUCAAUCCCUUCCAGCUCUUCGAUUCUGUAAUAGAUGAGUGAAGUGGCCACCCAGCUAAAGAGGUCCAGUCUAGGACACUUAAACCAUCCCAGAAUCCCAUCUGAUUCUGGGAUGGGGGAACCUAAUCUAGCUGGGAUGUGUUUGGAUGCUGAAGUGGUGGGAGAGAGUAACACUGUUUAUGACAUAAUAAAAGGUGGUAGAAUUCACGUGGAACUCCUGGGAGCUUAAGGAGGAUCUUUGCCUGCCACUGUCUCCUCCUCUGAGAAGAUUUCCCGGCUAAUUGAGAAUCGGUCACUUGUUCAUCUACCCAACUAAAGCAUCAAACUGUUCCCUGGUCUCUCACUGUGAAGUUUACUGUCAAAGGACCUAAAGAGAGAGAAAGGACUUGAGAAGCGAUCUGGCCCUAAAUUGGGUUAGAUUGGAGAGAGUGAGUCAUGAAGCUUCUAUCGAUGCUACUGCUGCUGCUGAAAAUUGAGCUCCUGCUGAUCUCCUCCUGCUCUCCCAGCCUGACCCCUGCUCUUCACUCCCCUUCUACUAGCCUUGGGGCUAGAGAGAAAACCGCUCCAAGGCAACUCCAGAGACAGCUUCGGGCUCUCAAGAUCAAAACGGAUCUUCUUCGGACCUUUGUCCAGGGGAAGAGCCACAACCCAGAGCAGCAAAUCCGCAGAGUUCGCCGAUCCUUGGUAGAAAACUUCUUGGAUGAUCUCUGGGAUCAUAUUAGGGACUCCAUCCCACGGUCAGCUCUGUAUGCCAUUCCCGUCACUUCCGGCAUAAUGUUCCUUCUCUGCUGCUUCACUGUUCUUGUGGAUGACCCAACUCAGUGAAAAACUGCCAGAAGACUCCAGCUAUUCCUGAAUCCAACCUAAGGGGGAGUCAGAGAUUCCAGGUGCCAGAUAUCUAUAUUGGGAAUUCCUAAAAAUAGGAAAACUACGGUGGGCUAAUCUACUUAUGCUUAAAUUUCUUUUGGUUUUCAAGGAAUAAUAUCCUUGCCAUGCAGAAUUAAAUUUAAUAUUUUAAAGUAAA